Molecule: messenger RNA, 1792 nt
Organism: Populus euphratica (Euphrates poplar)
Lineage: Eukaryota; Viridiplantae; Streptophyta; Magnoliopsida; Malpighiales; Salicaceae
Gene: TT7
Product: Cytochrome P450 superfamily protein
Exons: 3
Coding region: 48-1613 (521 amino acids)
Molecular function (GO): oxidoreductase activity, acting on paired donors, with incorporation or reduction of molecular oxygen; heme binding; iron ion binding
Source: RefSeq, a predicted model, not a curated record
UCGCAUCUCUAAGCAUUUCAAGUUAAUACAGGAAACAAGAGAUAAUCAUGUCUCCUCUAAUACUUUACUCGGCACUAGUGGCCGUCUUCGUCUAUUGCCUUCUUCAGCUGCGAAGCCUUCGUGACCGUCACGGCAAACCCCUUCCACCAGGCCCAAAACCAUGGCCCCUAGUUGGAAACCUACCCCAUUUGGGGCCUAUGCCUCACCACUCCAUGGCAGCCCUGGCAAAGACAUAUGGACCUCUCAUGCACCUCCGGUUCGGCUUCGUCGACGUGGUGGUGGCGGCAUCGGCUUCCGUGGCUGCUCAGUUUUUGAAAGUACACGAUUCCAACUUCUCUAGCAGGCCACCAAACUCCGGUGCCAAACAUAUUGCAUAUAAUUACCAAGACCUUGUGUUUGCACCCUAUGGGCCACGAUGGCGCAUGCUUCGGAAGAUCAGCUCCGUCCAUCUCUUCUCGGCUAAGUCCUUGGAUGAUUUUAGACAUAUUAGACAGGAAGAAGUGGCAGUGCUUACAGGGGCACUGACAAGAUCAGGUCCAACUACACCAGUGAACUUGGGUCAAUUGCUCAAUGUUUGCACAGCUAACGCUCUUGGGAGGGUGAUGUUAGGGAGGCGCGUGUUCGGCGACGGCAGUGGUGAUGGUGACCCGAAGGCAGAUGAAUUCAAGUCAAUGGUGGUGGAGGUAAUGGUGUUGGCUGGUGUGUUUAACAUCGGUGACUUUGUUCCUGCUUUGGAGUGGCUUGACUUGCAGGGUGUAGCAGCUAAAAUGAAGAAGCUUCAUAAGAGAUUUGAUGCUUUCUUGACUAACAUUGUAGAGGAGCAUAAAACCAGCAGCAGCACUGCUUCUGUUAGAUCAGAGAAGCACAAUGACAUGUUGAGCACGUUGAUUGCUCUGAAGGAGCAGCGGGAUGUUGAUGGUGAGGAAGGGAAGCUCACGGACACUGAAAUCAAAGCAUUGCUUUUGAAUAUGUUCACUGCUGGCACCGACACAUCGUCGAGCACAGUGGAAUGGGCUAUUGCAGAGCUUAUACGGCACCCAGACAUCCUGGCCCAGGUCCGACAAGAGCUCGACUCCGUCGUCGGUCGAGACCGUCUGGUAACUGAAUUGGACUUGGCGCAACUCACCUACCUCCAAGCCGUGGUCAAGGAAACCUUCCGGCUCCACCCUUCAACGCCAUUGUCUCUUCCACGCAUUGCCGCGGAAAGCUGUGAGAUUGGGGGCUACCACAUUCCGAAGGGCACUACUGUUUUGGUGAAUGUAUGGGCCAUAGCUCGUGACCCCGAUGUAUGGACUAAGCCGCUUGAGUUUCGGCCAGAAAGGUUUCUUCCCGGUGGGGAAAAGGCUGAUGUUGACGUUAAGGGAAAUGAUUUUGAGCUUAUACCAUUCGGUGCUGGGCGCAGGAUUUGUGCAGGGAUGAGUCUCGGGCUGCGUAUGGUUCAGCUAUUGACUGCAACUUUGAUCCACGCCUUUGACUGGCAGUUGGCCGAUGGGUUGGUGCCGGAGAAAUUGAACAUGGACGAGGCAUACGGUCUGACUUUACAACGUGCCGUCCCCUUAAUGGUGCACCCUAGGCCAAGGUUAUCCCCAAAAGCCUACCGGACACCAAAUUAAAAAAAAAAAAAAAGGAUGAUCAUGGUGCUCGCGUUUUUUUUUUUUUUUGAGAGUGUGAGAUAAUCUAUCUAUUAAUCUAUGUUUGAUAUGUUAAAAAAAUUCAGACUUUGCAAUGCCGUGUGAGUUGUCUGAAGAUUUUCAAUGUUGUGUAAUUAAAUGCAAAAUAAAUAUGUUUUUUU